CCCUAUAUAAACCAGCGGCAGGGGCUCUGCUCUUCCUCACUCAUCAGUCAUCACAAUUCACAACACACAGCCUGCGCUGCGUCCUGUUACAAAUCCUUCCACUUCGUUCUUGCGGCGGCCGAUCAAGUUCCCUAGCCUAGCUAUUUCAGACACCAGCCAUCCCCACUACCGUAUCAGCAUUUCACCAUGACUAAUUCGACACUCUACUCGCCGCCGCAAAUCCCCGCCGCCGGCCCCUGGAGCUCCCUAUACGCUCCCCAAGAACAGCCCGCGAAACCUCGUGACGCGUCGGCGGUGGCAGUACUACCGUCUUCCUCUCCCAAGAAGCCCGCGUACGGAGUGAAGCGGAACCUGGAGAUGUGCACGGAGGCGCUCGGGUGCGAGACCGGCGGCUUCGACGCCGCCGGUGACGAAGAAGCCGACGAGGGCGCGGAGAGGAAGCGGCGCGCCAGGAGGGAGGAGACGAAGGUGGAGGCGACCAGAGUACGCCGCCGGGUGCUGCCCCUGCCCCCGCCGCUGACGACGCUGGCGGCCGGCGUGGCGCGCACGCGCAUGGUCCACGAGCGCCGCGACGGGCGGCUGGAGGUGUACGCGGUGCGGGCGGCCGGGAUGGAGGCGCAGCGGAGCGGCGGGCGCCUCCAGCUCCGCUUCCGCCCCUGCCACGGCUGCAACAUUGGCGCCGCGCGCAGCAUACAACGAGAAACGGAAGAUCAGGCAGAGGAGGAGGCAGAGGAAGUUGAUCAGCAGCGGGAGCAGGAAGAGGAGUACGGCGUCGUUGCCAAGUACGUGCGCGGCGGGCGGUGUGCGGAGAUGGCGGAAGGUGCCGCGACGGCGGCGAGGCGCGGGGAGAAAUGGGAGCCGGAGCAGGCGGCCGCGUUCUGGGUGGCCAUCACCUGAACUGAAAACGGGAUUCGUUAAACUGCUGGGAUUAACUUUCAAAAUGAUGAAAGCGACACACCUUGUACAUAGUAGAAGCAAUAUUUGGUUGGCUUCAUUUUAUAUCGACUAUGGUUUGAGAGCGUACGAAAGAUGCGAGAUCCGUGAUUUUCAUUCUUCCAAGGACACACCAGUUUUUACUGAAGACUCUUCGGUUAAAAGUAAAAGGAACUUACCUCCUUGUACUACUGUCUGCUAGCUUUCUGAAACUCGGCGUCUAAGGUCCUCUUUGAUUCAUCACACAGCUAGAAAAAUUCAGAAAAAAAAGAGGAUUGCAAUGUCA
Messenger RNA from Brachypodium distachyon (stiff brome), 1219 nucleotides. Its product is annotated as protein FANTASTIC FOUR 1. The coding region runs from base 187 to 897 and encodes 236 amino acids. Lineage: Eukaryota; Viridiplantae; Streptophyta; Magnoliopsida; Poales; Poaceae. The record is from RefSeq and is a predicted model, not a curated record. The transcript has a single exon.